Messenger RNA from Thamnophis elegans (Western terrestrial garter snake), 2974 nucleotides. RefSeq names its product zinc finger protein 420-like. Gene Ontology annotation, biological process: regulation of DNA-templated transcription. NCBI's taxonomy places the organism in Eukaryota, Metazoa, Chordata, Lepidosauria, Squamata, Natricidae. Bases 25 to 2760 code for a protein of 911 amino acids. The record is from RefSeq and is a predicted model, not a curated record. The transcript is spliced from 6 exons.
GCUGGAUUAGAGACCAGAGACAAGAUGGAGGGACAAUGCCCAGCAGAUGCAGGAGUUGGAAAAGAUCCUCCAACUACUCAGCCUUGGAGCUGUGGGAAGAAUGGGGCAAGUCAUGGGCAGAAGAGCCAAGAAGAGGAAGCCAACAGUUCAGAGAUCCAAUAUGGCCACUUCAGAAAAGUGCAGUUCCAGGAGGGGAAGAGUCCCCGAGAUGUUUGCAGUCAGCUUCACCGCCUUUGCUGUCAAUGGCUACAGCCAGAAAGACACACAAAGGCUCAGAUGCUGGACCUGGUGCUCCUGGAUCAGUUCCUGGCUGUCCUUCCCCCAGAGAUGGAGCAAUGGGUACAGGAGUGUGGAGUAGAGACCAGUUCCCAGGCAGUGGCCCUGGCCGAAGGCUUCUUGCUGAACGAGGAGAAGGAAAAGAUGCAAGAAGAGUUGCAGAAAUCCUUGGAAGCUAUGACUCAGUAUCCCAAGGAGAGGAAAGAUUCAUUCAGGUAUUCCCAAGAGCUUGUCUUCAGGGAGAAUUUACACAAAGAUCAAAGUCACGACACCAAACCAGAGAGUAGAAAGCCGUCCUUGGAAAUUUUAGAAUAUCCUCCUCUCCGUGGUGGGACUGAAGGAUUGGCUCAACCACUACUUCAGGAUAUCAUUUCUUUUGAGGACGUGGCUGUGUAUUUCUCCAAGGAGGAGUGGUCUCAGCUGGACCCUGCCCAAAAAGUUCUCCAUGGAGAAGUCAUGCUGGAGAAUUCCAGGAAUCUGUCUUCUCUGGGCUUUAAUGGGCAAGAGAAUAAGAAUUGCAAUGAGGAAUGCCAAGCCAUCCAUCUGAAAAAGGAAAAGAGGAAAUUUGCAGAUCAAAUGCAAUUAAAGAAUGAUGAAAUAAAGCAAUCACAAAGUGGAAUUAAAAAAGGUUUUCCUCAGGUCAGUUGGCUUCCUAACCAUAGAAACAUCGAUACGGGAGAAAGACCAUAUCAAUGCAUGGAUUCUGGAAAGAGCUUUAAUAAAUCUGAUAAUCUUAUUUCUUAUGAAAAGACACAUUCAGAAGACAAGCCAUAUACCUGCAAAGAGUUUGGAAAGACCUUCUGUAAUAAUGACUCUCUUAGAACUUGCGAAAGGAAUCACAAAGGAGAACAACUUUACAAAUGCAUGGAGUGUGGAAAGAGCUUUAUUCAUAAGGAUAAUCUUAAUUCUCAUAAGAGGAUCCACACAGGCAAGAAACCAUAUCAGUGCAUGGAGUGUGAAAAGAGAUUUAGUACAAAAUAUGCUCUGACUCACCAUAAAACUAUCCAUACAGUGGAGAAGGCGUAUCAAUGUAUGGAGUGCAGAAAAACCUUCUGUUAUUAUUACUCUCUUGUAAGACAUCAGAGGAGUCACAAAGGAGAAAGACCUUAUAAAUGCACAGAGUGUGGAGAGACCUUUACUUGUAGCAUUAAUCUUAAUUCCCACAAGAGGAUCCACCCAGGACAGAAGCCAUAUCAAUGUAAGGAGUCUGGAAAGAGCUUUACUCAUAGAAGUCAUCUUAAUUCUCAAAAGAGGAUCCACACAGGAGAGAAACCAUAUCAAUGCAUGGAGUGUGGAAAGACCUUCUGUUAUAAUCAUUCUCUUAUAAGACAUCAAAGAAGUCACAAAGGAGAAAGACCUUUUAAAUGCAUGGAUUGUGGAAAGACCUUUACUUAUAGCAGUAAUCUUAAUUCCCACAAAAGAAUCCACACAGGAGAGAAGCCAUAUCAAUGCAUGGUAUGUGGAAAGACCUUUACUUGUAGCAGUAGUCUUAAUUCCCACAAGAGGAUCCACACAGGAGAGAAGCCAUAUAAAUGCAUGGAAUGUGGAAAGACCUUUACUCAUAGCAGUCAUCUUAAUUCCCACAAGAGGAUCCACACAGGAGAGAAGCCAUAUAAAUGCAUGGAAUGUGGAAAGACCUUUACUUUUAGCAGUAGUCUUAAUUCCCACAAGAGGAUCCACACAGGAGAGAAGCCAUAUAAAUGCAUGGAGUGUGGAAAGACCUUUACUUGUAGCAGUGGUCUUAAUUCCCACAAGAGGAUCCACACAGGAGAGAAGCCAUAUAAAUGCAUGGAAUGUGGAAAGACCUUUACUUUUAGCAGUAGGCUUAAUUCCCACAAGGGGAUCCACACAGGAGAGAAGCCAUAUAAAUGCAUGGAGUGUGGAAAGACUUUUACUCGUAUCAGUCGUCUUAAUUGCCACAAGAGGAUCCACACAGGAGAGAAGCCAUAUAAAUGCAUGGAGUGUGGAAAGACCUUUACUUGUAGCAAUAGUCUUAAUUCUCACAAGAGGAUCCACACAUCACUGCGCCACCUUGGCUCGAGUGAAGCCAUUGUGAAGCCAUUUCAAUGCAUGGAAUGUGGAAAGAGCUUGAGUAGUAAAUAUGCUCUGAUUUACCAUAAAAGCAUCCAUACAGAGGAAAAGCCAUAUCAAUGCAUGGAGUGUGGAAAGACCUUUACUUGUAGCAUUAAUCUUACCUCCCAGAAAAGGAUCCACACAGGAGAAAGAUCUUAUGAAAGCGUGGAGUGUGGAAAGACUUUUACUUGCAGCAGUAAUCUUACUUCCCACAAAAGGAUCCACACAGGAGAAAGACCAUAUCAAUGCAUAGAGUGUGGAAAGAUCCUUACUAGAAGCAGUAGUCUUAAUUCCCACAAAAGGAUCCACACAGAUAAGAGGCCAUUUAAAUGUGUACACUGUGGAGAAGGCUUUAGGAGUUGUGAUCUCACUUCCCAUAAGAGGAUCCAUAUGGAGGGGAAAGCCAUAUGAAUGCAUGGAGUGUGGUAAGAGUCUUGCAAGGAGUAAUGCUCUUACUUGCCAUAGAAGGAUCAACACGAGAGAAACCAUAUCAAUAAAGGAAGUGUGAGAAGAGCUUCAAUAGAAAUACAGGAAGGCCUCAGUUUAUAACUGCAAUUGAUCCCAAAAUUUCUGUUGCUAGGCAAGAUAGUUGUUUAGUGAAUUUUACCCCAUUUUACUACUUUUC